This is a messenger RNA of Rhagoletis pomonella (apple maggot), 730 nucleotides long. RefSeq names its product zwei Ig domain protein zig-8 (gene dpr8). The record is from RefSeq and is a predicted model, not a curated record. Gene Ontology annotation, cellular component: neuron projection membrane. Gene Ontology annotation, biological process: synapse organization. NCBI's taxonomy places the organism in Eukaryota, Metazoa, Arthropoda, Insecta, Diptera, Tephritidae.
AACUUGCGUUAAUUUAGUAUUUUCAUAUUAAAAAUAGACAGCGCAAUUCGCAAUCGUUGUUUUACUUUCGUAACAAACGCACAUAUCGAUAAAACGUACAAUAAUAUGUAUUAUAGUACACACUUACGUAAGCACAUGCAUAUGUGCAUAUACUACAUAGUACAUAAUAACAAAGAACGUAAUUAAAUUUAAACAACAAGUGAUUCGCGUGAAAUUGUCGGUAAUUUGUCGACUUGUUUGCAUAACAAUAACGUCAAAAUCACCACUUAACGGCAAUUUCAUUAAGGCAAAAACAACAACAAAAUGACUCAUUGGGUGUUAAUAUUGUUGGCGUUGCUGAUGUAUACAGGCUCCCUCGAAGGUGCAUCAAAACGUUUCUUCACUGAUUUCUUGCAAGACUUGCCUACACCCGGCACUGGGGGACCCUCAUUCGACACAACUGUGCAAACGAAUAUUACGGGUUUGGUCGGCAAAACAGUGAAGCUUACGUGUCGAGUAAAGAACUUAGGAAAUCGAACAGUCUCCUGGGUACGUCAUCGUGACAUUCACCUGCUGACAGUUGGUCGUUACACCUACACAUCGGAUCAACGCUUCGAAGCGAUGCAUUCGCCGCACGCCGAGGAUUGGACGUUACGUAUACGCUAUGCACAACGCAAAGAUUCGGGCAUAUAUGAGUGUCAGAUAUCAACAACACCACCGAUCGGGCAUUCCGUCUAUCUGAAUAUAGUGG